Molecule: messenger RNA, 366 nt
Organism: Prunus armeniaca (apricot)
Lineage: Eukaryota; Viridiplantae; Streptophyta; Magnoliopsida; Rosales; Rosaceae
Source: the annotation of a GenBank genome assembly
AUGACGGAACUCUUGAGCUACCCUCUAGGAACCAAGCUUUUGACGAAGACCCCUUGCCAAAACGAAGGGGAAAGGAGAUGGUUGUUGUCAUUACAUGCUAUGAUGACUUGCUCGAUGACGACGUAUUGUGUCACCAGUGGAAGAAUGAUCCAAAGCCAUUGGAGGAUAUUUGGAAAACUUGUGGAAAUAUGGAGGAAGCUUGCUGGUGUAAAUAUUCAAAACCUUCAAGUUAUAACACCCCGUGGCCACUUGCUAAUGGAUGUGAGGAUGGUUCUAGCAGCGAAGUAUUCACAUUGGACAUGCUGGAAGAACACCACUUGGGGGUUUCAUUUGGUCCACAAGAUUAUCGAGAGACAGCUGCCGUAA